UUCAGUCAGAGAUGGCGUUUGUAGUGACCAAACUCGCUCUUUUUUAUCUAAUUCUGGUGGUUCAUCUUUUCAUUCGUCCUUCUUUUCAAGACGGACAACGUGAAGUUGACUUCCCAGCAAUUAUUCCCAACAGUUUCCACUAUCAAUAUUUUUCGUUAAAGAAAACUAGUCGAAGGUUUUCUCGCGGAAGCAUUACAGCCGUUCAAGUGUAAGAUGAGUUAGCGUGCCUGCAAUAUUGCACUCGUAUCAAAGACUCAUGUACAUCUGUCAACUUUAAGGAACAAGCCAAAAAUGGUCUUCAUUUGUGUGAAAUUCUGACGAGCGACAGUCAUCUCAGACCUGAUGGUUUAAAAGAAGAUGGGAGAUUCAACCACAUAUAUCCAAUGAUUUUCUCCUAUCGUUCAUGUGCAGAGGUCCCAUUGAAGAUCAGUGGAGUAUACCAUAUUCAUCCAAUCUCUCAACAUCCAGUACCUGUUUUCUGCGAUAUGACAACCACUGGGGGAGACUGGACAGUAAUCCAGAAAAGAAUGGACGGCUCGGUCGACUUCUACCGUAACUGGGACGAUUACAAAUGGGGAUUUGGUAACAAGUCAGGAGAGUACUGGUUGGGAUUGGAAAACAUACACGCGAUGACGUCACAGGGAACCUACCGCUUACGAUUCGACCUUGAGGAUUUUGAGGGGAACACUCGAUAUGCAGAAUACAACUCUUUUCUUGUGUCUAGCGAAGCGGAUAAUUAUCGUGUAACGAUUGGUUCAUACUCAGGAACAGCAGGUGAUUCCUUUAAUUCUGCUCACAAUGGAAGGCAAUUCUCCACCAAAGAUCGCGACAAUGACUCUAAUGAUGCUGGACACUGUGCAGUGUUGUUCACAGGUGCUUGGUGGUAUAAUGGGUGUCAUAAUUCCAACCCUAAUGGCCAGUACCUUGGUGGUCCAAAUUAUCAUAAUGGAAAAGGAAUAAACUGGUAUACAUGGCUGGGUUUAUAUUAUUCACUUAAGAAAGUUGAAAUCAAAAUAAGACCAGUUUAGCCUGCUAGCUUCCUGGUUUCCUCAAUCAAAAAGAAUGAGUCAUUCCAAAGUCAUACUUAACCCCAAUUUAUUCUUGUUCGCCUCUGCUAUCCUUGGUCUAGCAUUUAUUUCUUUUUAACAAGAUGGACUUUUUUGCAUAUUCUUUGCCAUAUUAUGUUUACCCACUUGUCUGAUCCCUAGUUUAUGCUUCUAUAUUUCAUCUUUCACAUGCAGCAUGUUCUACUACCUGCCUUGUUGUGUCAGUAGAUUUUUCUAAAAAGCUUUAUAGUUUUCAUUAGUAAUAUCUUAUAGUUGUAUAGCUUUGGUGAUUAAAUGCUCCACUGCUAACGAAUUUGUACACUUCAAUGUAUCGACUAACAAAUAAUUUCUUCUAGUAUAUGGUCUAUAACAAAUCCUGCACUCUGAUUGGCUGAGCUAACUGUGGUCCAUAAGUGAUCAUUUUAUUCAUAUAGCACUAUUAUCCAAGAAUAUUGUACAAAGCAAUCACUAGUAGCAAAAAGUAGUAGUUUUAAAGACCAAAGCAAUGCAAAAAUAAUCUAUUAUAACCUAAUUUUCUGGUUGCUUGUUUAUUGGUUGUUUGCGUGUCAUGACGGUUUUUUAUUGGUGGACAUGGUCCCGGCUGAAUUAGCUGCACUGUAACAUUGAAUCAAUAAUUAAACCACGUUCUAAUACAAAAAAAUUUGUCCUUGAAAAUCGAAUUUUUGUGCUUGAAAAGUUGCUUAAAAAGUCCUUGAAUUUUGUAUCGAAAGAGUAGCACGAACCCUGACUUAUUAAACCUAUUAGUAGUAGGUUUAUAUUAAAACCAUAAGAUCUCUCUCUCUCUCAUGGUCUACAAGUUAAUAGUCAAUAAGCUAUUGACUCAUAGACCAUCCAGGCUGUGGGUCUAAUUGCUAAGUGUUAUGAAUAAAGUUCUGAUCUUCAUAA
Actinia tenebrosa (Australian red waratah sea anemone) is the source of this 1952-nucleotide messenger RNA. RefSeq names its product ryncolin-1. The record is from RefSeq and is a predicted model, not a curated record. NCBI's taxonomy places the organism in Eukaryota, Metazoa, Cnidaria, Anthozoa, Actiniaria, Actiniidae.